GACUAUCAUCAUCUUCAUCAUCAUCAUCAGCUCACACAGAGACCGUUCGGUUUAUAUGGACCCGCUGUGGACGCGACGGAACCGGCUCGCUGAAUGAACGCCGUCGAUGUGUGACGCGCGUCAGUGCUCGCGCUUCAAGCAUGUUCGAGGCAUCCAGACAGAUGUGAUGGCCCAUGCGGAGGGUUGCGGGGUUGAGUGACGCUCAGUUACCCCAGCAUGGGCAGCGUGGGCAGCGGGGUGGCCGGAGAGCAGGAGUUCGCCAUGAAGAGCGUGGGCACUCGAACCACCCUCCCUCGUGGCCCGCCUCUCUCUCGGCGCGGCCCCUCCGACCGCAGCUUCAGCGCCGAGCGUCUCCACGCGCCGCCCUCCGCCUCGGAGGGCUCCAGCGAUGAGCGAGGAGGGAGCAGCACCACCACGGAUCGAGCACAGAUCAACAGCACCUCCUCUCAUAUGGAGCGGGUGGUCCCCACCAACGGGAACGGGCCAGGGGGUAACGUCACGGGCCGCAGAGACGGACACAGAACCGGAGCGGUGGUGUCACUGGACGCCUGCGGUAACGUCGUGGGCCACGGUGCUGAGAAGAACCAGGAUUCUGCGGCACCGGUGAAGGGCAGAGAUGGAAACAUGACUAAGAGAGACAGUCGCACACCACCCAAGAUAUUAACUGUGUCUGGAAAACUUGAGCAGAACAAUUCUGCACUAGUACGACCGUCUGCCUUUAAACCUGUGGUGCCCAAGAGCUUUCACUCUAUGCAGAACCUGGUUGGACAAUCUGGAGGAGGAGGAGGCUGUUCUGCUGGGUCUGGUGGAGGUUCUGACGCCCCACAGUCCCUUUGUGAGCAAGACAGCCCAGAUCGAGACCCUUCAGGUGGAAACGACGGCCAGGGCGGCAUGUCCGACUCCGGGAGGAACUCCCUAACCAGCCUGCCCACCUACUCGGGCCCGAGUCUGGGCUACGGGCCGCCUCAAGCUCUCGGCCCGCUGAGCGCUUCCACCAGUCACAUCAACAGACUGGGAACCGCAGGCGCUCCACUGGACACAGUGGACAAACCCAACUAUCAGAACGGUCGGAGUGUCUCUGACAGCUGCCAGUCGUCGUCUGGAAAAAGCUCUUUGUCGUAUCAGAGACUUUGUCAUCUUAAAGACAAGUGUGCCGGCGUCCAGCCGUCCCCCUCCACUGAUGACAUCAUCCAGGACCUGGAGGAUCGACUUUGGGAGAAGGAACAAGAGGUCCUUCACAUGAGGCGUAACCUGGAUCAAAGCGAGGCGGCCAUCGUUCAGGUGUUCGAUGAGAAACAGCGAGUGUGGGAGCGCGAGAUGGAGGAACUGAGACAGAAUUACGCCGGGCGUCUGCAGCAGGUGACCCGUCGGGCUCAACGCACACAGCAGGCACUGCAGGCCCACGUCGCCCGAUUACAGCAGGACAAGGGUCGUCUACAGGAGGAGAUCAGCGCCCUGCUCGCCCAGAGAGAAGAGCUGGAGAGAAAGUGCCUGGAUUACCGUAAAGAGCAGGCGGAUAUUCUGCCCAGACUGGAGGAGACCAAGUGGGAGUUGUGUCAGAAGGCCGGUGAGAUUUCUCUGCUCAAGCAGCAGUUGAGGGAGAGUCAGAAUGAGGUGACACAGCGAGCGGGUGAGAUGGUGGCUCUCAGAGGUCAGCUGAAGGAACUCAACGCCCAACUGAAGGAACGUGAGGAGAUCAUGCACAGCCUGAAGGACUCUUACACCAAGAAGAGCCGAGAGCUGGAGAGAUGUGAGGGAGAUCUCAAAAUAACACUAACUGAGGUGUCGAUGUUGCGGGAUAAGGUGGUUGUGUUCGAGGCGGAGGUUCUGGGUCUGAAACGCGCUCUCAACGAACUCAGCUGCAGAAGUGAACGCAGCGCGACGGCUCUGAGCGGCAGCAGCAGUUUACCCUGGGCCGGCCUGCACUCGCCCCGAACGCCCGAGGCCCUGACCGGACUCGCUCCCCUCAGCGUCACCGUCGACGCCCUCCUCAGUCUUCAGAGCGACGAGGCCAAAGCGCAGCGGCAGGAGGCGGGCGAGCUGCGCAGACAGCUGGAGCGUCUGCAGGGGGAGCUGCACCUGGAGAGACAGCAGAGGGAGCGGCAGGCGCUCACCUUCGCUCACGAGCGCCACACGUGGCAGGGUGAGAAAGAGCGAGUGUUGAAGUAUCAGGCCCAGCUGCAGCUCAGCUACGUGGAAACGCUGCAGAGGAACCAGGCGCUGGAGGAGCGGGUGGGGCAGCUCGGUGCUAAAAUCCCCACAACGCCCGGCUCCCCCCCGCCAAUCACUAUCACCGUUCCCGUUCCGAUGACCCCUGCGCUUUCCCCGGCGGACGUGGAAGAUCCAAAAGCACCGGUGAUGCACCAGCUCGCUCCUCCGUGGCCCGUACCUUCUCGUUUGGAGCGGAUCGAGUCCACGGAGAUUUAGACACGUUCAAUUGAUCAGAGACAAUCGAUGUUUAAAUGACAUUGCACAUUGUUCAGGAUUUCAGACACAGCUGCAGAGAUUUUGUGUUUGAGAAAGAGAGAAAUGCAGCUUUAAAUGAAGACCCGACCCUCUCUGAGAUACAGAAACACACCUGUUAACCCUCUAUGGUACAGUGCUUCAUCUUAUUGUAAUUCAACAAUAAACGUGUUGACUAUUAGUCAAAUGACAUUUAAUUGUUAACACACAUUCCUGGAUUUUUGAUCACUGAUGUUGAUCAUUGAUCUGUUUUAUGGCUCAGCAUUAUAACUGAAGUCAUAUUUAUAAUAAAGAUAAUAAUAGUUUGUGCAUGAGAAACACAAUAUAAGGAUGAUUGAUGCUUCAUCCGUAAGUUAGAUGUGAUUUGUACCAUAGAGGGUUAAAGGGAUAGUUCACCCAAAAAAUAAAACGCUGUAAUUUUCUCAUCCUCAUGUUGUUCUAAACCUGUAUGAAUGUAUUUUAUCUGAUGAACACAAAAGAAGAUAUUGUGAUAAAUGAUGGUAAGCACACAGCAGAUAGUGACCAUUAACUUCCAUAGUAGGAAAAACAAAUAUGAUAAAGUCAAUGCUUACAUCAUUUCUCAAAAUAUCUUCUUUUGUGUUUAUCAGAUUAAAGAAAUUCAUACAGGUUUAAAACAACAUGAGGAUGAGAAAAUGAUGACAGAAAUUUCAUUUUUGGGUGAGCUCUGAACACAUAUCAGUGAUGUGAAGACAAAGACUUUUAUUAAUAUUAAUAAUCAUCAUCAGUGUGGUGUGGAUCUGCUCUGUAUUAAAGGUGGAUUGUAUUUGAGUUUUAAAGGAAGAGAGAAGCAUUCAUUCUUCAGAUGACUGCUAGUAACUGCAGUAACUAAACUUGAACAGCAGAGGUCACGAGAGUCUCAUCAAACUAAAAUCCUCUUUUCUUUUGGGGUCAGUUUUUGACUUUUUUGGAAAUGAAACUGAUGACACAUUGACGGACUGUAGAAGUUUCUUUAGAUGUUCUUCAGAGAGGGAAGUGUGUGCGUGCACGCGCGCGCGUGCUGUAUUCUGAUGUAGUUCUGCAGUAUUGUGACUUACAGACUGCCUGUAUAUAUGACGAGUAUUCAUGUACAAUUGUUAUUUCCAGUAUAACAAGAUAUUGCGUGUGAUUAUUUUGAAAAAGCUGAUCAUCAUUAUUGUUAUUUCAUUGUUCUGGUUAUUGUGAAUUAACCAAGCUGGCGUUUUAGCUUUGUUUUGUUUUUCUGAAACAUGUUCCGUCAAAUCUGUAUUGAUCAUUUUCAAAACCAUAUUUCUUCUGAUGUAGUUCUGAUGUAUCUUUUCAUUUGCUGAUGUAAUUUAUUGAUUUAGAGUUUAAAUGCUAUGUUUUUAUAUUUGUAUUGUUCAUAUGUUUAUGUUUAUGUUACUGUAAUGACUGUCAUAGAGGCAAGUUCACACGGUACAGAUACAAAUAAAUCAUUUUCAUUGAGAAACGA
Molecule: messenger RNA, 3913 nt
Organism: Misgurnus anguillicaudatus (oriental weatherfish)
Lineage: Eukaryota; Metazoa; Chordata; Actinopteri; Cypriniformes; Cobitidae
Gene: lzts3b
Product: leucine zipper, putative tumor suppressor family member 3b
Biological process (GO): regulation of dendritic spine morphogenesis
Cellular component (GO): dendritic spine
Source: RefSeq, a predicted model, not a curated record